CAAAUAAUACUAGCAGAAGUAAUUGGCAUCACGAACGAGAAAAUAGAAGCCAUACCGUGCCUGUCAUACCGGCUACAGUUAAGAUUGGAGGGGGCGAGCCAAAUCCCGAUUCAUCCCAGCGAGAASUGCGAAUCGAAAGAUCAAAAUCGAAAGGGAAACAAGGGCAUGAUUUCGGACAAACCGAGAACGAUCGUUUCGACAUUGUUCGAAACGGGGAGCACGAUACGAAACUGCAAUAGACGCUCGCGACCGAUGACAAGAAYGCACGGGUUCUCGUCGUCGUCUUCGAUCGGUGCCAUCGCCCUGGUGCUAACGAUGUGCCUGUCCACCCUCGGAGCCGCAUCCUCGCAAGAACAGUUUGGAACCCAGUGUUCCUUUGCCAUUACGGGCCCCACCCUGGACGGGUGCGAUCCAUCCCUCCUGGACMACCGCCAGAAGUUUUACGACGAWUUCAUGGAGGGMUGCGGAGAGCGGUACGACCGAGAGGAUUGCGAGAACGAAGAAAGCGUCCGCUACAAAAUGAACAUUGAGCAGCCCCAAUCGAUGGUCAACAUGACGGCGACCGGGUACCGAAAGACCAAGGCACCAGCCUCUCUCAUCAAGCUUCUUACAGAGUUUUGGGAAGCCAACAAGGACAAACAGGAAGAAGAAGAAUGGGGGGAGGGGUCGAUUUACACGGUGAGUGCGAUAUUGAUAGCAACAACGGCACCGCGUAUGGAGUUUGGAACGGGUCGUCGCAUCGCAGCAAUAAYAAAACGGAAGCAAUCGAAACGUCUGUUAAAGAAAGGCUUCUGAUAAACUGCGCUCCGAUCGAUCGAAGCACCUCAGUAAGAACGCGAGAAGUACACGCUUGAAACGGAUGGCAAAAAAGAAAUUUUUCUCAACGCUCACGUCGACGGAUUUUUGCGUUUGCUUUCUGGUCUACGAAUCCAAUCCAAUCCAAUCCGUUUCGGAAAAAAUAUGUGGUUUUGCAUCGUGGCACGGAAUGCUUUUUGUAACGAUGCGUUCGUACGAACCUUGAACCAUGAAUCGUGGCUUCUCUCACAGAACCACUGGGCGGCCCCGACGUACGUGGUCGAUGUCGAAAGUCCUCGGCUCAGUGGCGGUGGCGAAAGACUCAAGAAAGCCAUCUGGGACGCUGCCAUCGAUGGCAUUGCCGAGUGGACGGGCGGGGUCGCCAAGCUCCGGCCCGUUUCGCUGUAUGGAAUCCGGGUUUACAAAGAGGGAGCGGUCCUUAACCCACACGUCGACCGGAAUCCGCUGGUCAGCAGCGGGAUCGUAAACGUCGCCCAGGACAUCGACGAGCCGUGGCCUCUGGAGGUGUACGACCGCAAUGGCCACGCCGUCAACGUGACCAUGGAACCCGGSGACAUGAUUCUGUAUGAAUCCCACUCGCUCAUCCACGGCCGGCCCUUUGCCCUGAAGGGCAGGUUUUACGCCAACGUGUUUAUCCAUUUCGAGCCAUACGAUGGGUGGGACACAACCAAGGGCCAGACCCAGCUUGGUGAUAACAACGGGGAUUUACCGCCCUACAUUUUGCCGGGAUCGCCACAGGAAAAAGCCUGGAGGGAAGAAUACCCCAACGGCUGGUCCAAGAUCUAUGCCGAGGGUGAUGAACCUCCGGUCAACGAGUACGCKGCCUAUGGUGACCUGCAAGAAUUGAAGGAGGUCGGAGACAAAGAUCCGGGAAUGCUGCGCUGGAUGGAUGAGAAUGGUUGGACUCCGGUACGUGUGAUAGCAACCCGUGCUGCGUUGUGUUGUGUUGUAGUUUCACGGAUUGGAAAAACGACCAGAAAAUAUAAUGCAACGGAUCUCACCUUUUCUGUUUGGGUCACUUUUGGGUUUCUCCUUUUCCUUGCUGUCCUACCCAUACAAAACCAUACUUUGCAUUGCAGCUGCACGAGGCAGCUCGCACUGGGAAUUUUGAGAUGGUCGAUUACCUCGUUCAGAAGGGCGUUCACAUCAAUGCUCUCACGCACGAUAAUUCUUCUCCACUUCGUGUCGCCAUCAACGAGCUAGGAGAAGACCAUGAAGUCGUGAAAUUUCUAAUGGCCGUUGGUGCCGAAGACCACGGAGGGUCUGUCGAAGACGAACAGGAAGAAGAAGAAGAUGACGAAUACGAAGACGACUACCACGACGACUAUGAGCCCGAUGAGACACCAUCCGAAGUAAGCGAUCCCGCACCUGAAAGCCAGGCCGGGAAGGUGGCAUGGCCCGAUGACGACGAGGAGCUAUGAAGAGCCACCCUGACGAAACUCAGUAUCGUACAAAACAAUUGCUGAAGCUUUGAGUAUGGCACGAAGUGAUUCGUGCGACCAAUCUGAGACAUCGUUUCUCCAUCAGACACCUAUCCUCGAUGGGUGCAUGGGAUUUCGCAAGAGGGUGAUAUUGAAAUUCAUAUUUAGUACUAGUACUACUAUUCCUGCUUAAAUUAGAUCUUGUGAACUAAUUUGACUUCCUACUGGUAYUGAUGCUAUUUCUUAAGACAGCUCGCGCAAUAGAGCACUGCCUUUCGC
Pseudo-nitzschia multistriata is the source of this 2516-nucleotide messenger RNA. The record is from the annotation of a GenBank genome assembly. NCBI's taxonomy places the organism in Eukaryota, Bacillariophyta, Bacillariophyceae, Bacillariales, Bacillariaceae.